AUGUCUGAACCGAAGAAGCUGCGCAAGCGUUGCAAGGCAAAGCGUUGGCUGAGAAGCUGGGUCUUCACGCCUUUUGGGAACGUGAAGAUCAAAUUGAUCCAUAAGAUCGAGCGGAGGCGGAGUCAAAAUAUCCCAGAUAGCGACCUAAAACGAAUCGUGCUUGAUGCACUGAGUGAUCGCUAUCCCACUCGCCAUUUUCGGGGCCGCAAUGAGAGCAUAUCGACCCCAGGAAGAAUGUCGCCGUUCAGCGAUGAAUAUAGCCUAUCUGUCGUGGACCUUGAGAGUUCAAUUUCCUCCAGAAGGAACGAGGGUCAGCAAGAGCAUUCCUGUAGAUGGAGGAGGUGCAAUGAUCAGCCUGAAAGAGUCACUCUUGCCGUGGCAACCCUCCAACCUCAUCAUCGCAUUGAUCCUCGCAACACUUGGCGAGGAGAUUUUGAUGGGCCUACAGUACUUCAGGUCAUGAACCCCGAUUUCUCUUCUGAUUCAAGUAGUGAAGACCACAACUCCCCGAAAGCACAAAUCAUUCACACGUAUGAAACUGAACACAUUCUGUGCGAGCCUCCUGCGAUUGUUGUAACAAGCCCAGAAUUCCGUUCUGAGAUCCUCAGUGAAGACGGGCAGUUGAAGCAGCUACGUACAGAUGAGAACGUGAGUCACCCAUUCAUUGCAACUGUUACCCCUUGUGUCCCGGGUCUGUAUUUUAUAGAUCGGCCGGAUCCCCCGUUAUCCUGUCUCAUCACGCAAGCUCUCCGGGACUCCAACUCACCCAUUGUCGCUCAAAAGGGCAUCUGUUCAUGUUCACCCUCUGCUCAUCUUUCUCAUUCGAUUGACUUUGAUAUGUUCUCAGUCGAUAUGUCACCAUCAUCCAUCAUUCACAGCAGACUACCCAAGUCUGCCACAGAAAACAUAAUGAAUCGAGCGUACAGAAAGCAAGAUACUUUCCUGAUGCAUCGGGCAAAGGUCUCCGAUGCAGACCUACGGCCUCGGCCACUCAACAUUCGCAAAGGUGCACUUCAAGAGAAGAUCCGAAAUGGGACUCUGCAACCCCUUCCCAUAAACACAUCCCAUGGGGCAAUAGCCCAUGCAAAACCACCAUACAAUCUCUACCACAAAAUUCACCAUGGUUCACCUUCAUUGCCUCCUUCGACAUCUGAUCAACCACGCAUCACUUCCACCUGCGUGUCUUCAUAUGAGCCAACAACUCCCAGCGAUCUUCAGCUGGGAGGCUAUCGCCCAUCUUCCUUAUGCAAUAAUUGGGUGGAAGCCCAAGCGAGAUACCAUGCAUUCUAUACCCAUCCCUCCCAGUUCAGUGGCCUCAGAGGCCCACAAGGUGGAUCUCGCCCGCCUGGAUACCCUGUGGCCGGCUCCCCAUCAUAUGGUGUCUUCCUUGAAGGUUUAUUCACCCCUCCGGAACCCGAUCGACCUGCUUCAAAUGAACCAUUGCCGGGCUUGGCAAUGAGCCUUUCUGCGGGUACAGUGGCACGAUGUCGCAGAAGGCUAGAUGGCCAGUCAGACUGA
Molecule: messenger RNA, 1518 nt
Organism: Penicillium paradoxum
Lineage: Eukaryota; Fungi; Ascomycota; Eurotiomycetes; Eurotiales; Aspergillaceae
Exons: 1
Coding region: 1-1518 (505 amino acids)
Source: RefSeq, a predicted model, not a curated record